AAAAAAUCGAAUAAGUUGGGGGAAUUGAAAAAGCACGUGCAUAUAAUCACGGGACUGAAACCUCGAUGACAUAUCAUGUGAUGAUAAGCUAGCUGAUAAGACUAGCUUAGAAUUUUUUGUGAAGAUUUUCGAAGUGAGCGAGUUUGCGAAGUGCCAAUACAUUAUCAAACCAAUUUCAUUUCCACCACCUCAUUCAUUAUCUGCAAUAAUAGAAAAUGGGUCGGGAACUCCAAAAAAAGAAGAACAGAUCUGGAAAUUCUAAGAUCAAGCUCAAGCCAAAGUCCAAACGUGUGAAUCCUUUAGGCAAUGCUAUUAUCGCCGCAAACUGGUAAGUUUUCUAUUCAAUUCUGUAUCUUGCAAUCAACGCUAAUUCUUUAUCCAGGAGACAGGAUGAAACCCUAACACAGAAUUAUCGUCGUCUCGGUUUAACCAGUCGUCUCAAUACUGUUACCGGUGGUAUCGAAAAGAAGAAAGCAGGACCCGAAUCAAAAACCUCUACCGCUAGUAAACUCGCCAUCUCAAACACAAUUCCUAAAAGCCUUGCACCAACCGAAGCGCGAGUCGAAAGGGAUCCUGAGACCGGAAAGAUUAUAAGAGUUAUCCAUGAUGAAAAGAAAACAAAUCCAUUAAACGAUCCUUUGGAUUCGGACGCUGAGGAUGAGGAAGGAGAAGGGUUUGGAGGGUUCGUUGAUGAGGAGGGUUCAGCGUCAAAAAAUGAGAUUGUGAAAAUGUUGGAGGAACAAGCUUCAAGAGCGGGAGAGAAAAGGGAGAGACAACAGAGUGAGAGGGAGAAGGAAUGGAUUGGGAGGUUGGUUAAGAGAUGGGGUGAGAACUACGGAGCCAUGGUUAGGGAUAGGAGGUUGAAUCCUAUGCAACAAACCGAAUCGGAUAUCAAAAGACGCGUUCAAAAGUGGAAGGAUGCUGGUGGUUCUGUUAUUACCGAAGCGUAGAGGUUUUAACUGGAUGUACGAUGGAUGCAUAUCGGCAUGGUGUUUGGCGUUUGUGAGGGACAUAACCAUCAAGAGGGGUAAUAAAUCCACAUCAAGGUCAAAGGGCUAGCUCCCUUGAAGUCAAGAAUUGCUCAAAAUUUCGUUUUCCCAUAUUUUACCUGCUUUAUGAUUUUGUUCAUAUGCUAUGAUUUAAAAUCGUUUAUUGCCGGCCCUAUCUAAUCAGAUUUCACUACCGAAAAUAAGCUUUUAGCACAAUUAGCCAGGAAAUCGGUUGGAU
Messenger RNA from Sclerotinia trifoliorum, 1227 nucleotides. The record is from the annotation of a GenBank genome assembly. NCBI's taxonomy places the organism in Eukaryota, Fungi, Ascomycota, Leotiomycetes, Helotiales, Sclerotiniaceae.